Messenger RNA from Mastomys coucha (southern multimammate mouse), 297 nucleotides. RefSeq names its product WAP four-disulfide core domain 13 (gene Wfdc13). NCBI's taxonomy places the organism in Eukaryota, Metazoa, Chordata, Mammalia, Rodentia, Muridae. The transcript has 2 exons. Gene Ontology annotation, cellular component: extracellular region. Gene Ontology annotation, molecular function: peptidase inhibitor activity. The record is from RefSeq and is a predicted model, not a curated record. The coding region runs from base 52 to 297 and encodes 81 amino acids.
GGCAAACCAAACCACCCUCAGCCAGGACUUACUACCCAUCCGGCCAACACCAUGACACCUGUGUUGCCUUUCCAGCUCCUGCUGGUGAUCAGCCUAGCACCACAGCCGGUGCCUGGAAGCCCCAAGCAAUACUUUCUGAAGUAUGUCCUGGAACCUCCACCCUGCAGAUCAGAGCCCGAAGCCUGCACCACAUUCUGUACACAGCAGGAGGAAUGCCCUGAGAACCUUCAAUGCUGUUCUGCUUUCUGUGGGAUAGUGUGUACCUCAAACCAAGCCCCAGUACUAGAGGUCUCCUGA